AUGGGCGAUGAUCCUAGCCAAGAAUUUCACGUCUGCGCUUCCCUUCGUCGGAAGUCGCAGGCUGAAAAAGUUGUCGAGAAAGAAGGCUGUUUUGGCCUUAGUCUGACGCCUAUAUUCAUCGGCAUCUCGGCCACAUUGUCUGGAUAUAAGACGUACCUUGUUGCUUUUGCCGUUCGCGAUUCCACGUAUUUAAUUGAUUUUGCCAUUAAAACAGUUUCUGCAGCUGAACAAGGCUCUACAAACGAUCAUGACUUCCUGGCGGACUACAUCAUCAAAGCCAUCCGAGGAUACGAACAUCGAACUUUUACCAAAGUCAUUGGUGCCGGACUUCCCCAUGCGCUACAGUCGCUCAGCCCAAUGCUGUGUUCCCGCCUGUGGCUCGAACUGGACAUUGUGCCCCUUGUGAUUCAGCAGCCCCAUGAGCACAAGGAGAGGAUAAGUCUCUGGCUCAGCAAACGUGUGGACGAACAAGCUGACUCGAUGGCGCGAAAAUGCAUCAUGAACUUUGGUCCCUCCUUGAUUCCUCUCUUGCACGUCGCAUGGAGUGGUGUUGUCGAAGUCGAUGCUGGAUUUCAAGCGCCGCUCUUAACCGUCGAAAAUUACAAGACCACCUGCGGUCCUGCGUCUUGGGAGGCGGUGAUGCACUAUGCAAAGACUCUGCGAAAGCACAAGACCAAAAUAGCAUUCUUCAGCAGCACUCCCCAGGGCGGCGGCGUUGCCCUGAUGAGACAUGCACUUGUGCGAUUCUCACGCGCAUUGGGGGUAGAUCUGCGCUGGUACGUGCCAAAACCUCAUCCGGGCGUCUUCCGCAUCACCAAAAACAUCCACAAUACGCUUCAAGGUGUGAACCCUGAGGGUGAGCACAUCUCUGCAGAAGAAAAGAAUUCAAUUGUCGACUGGAUUAGCGACAACGCCGAUCGUUACUGGUUCUCUGAUGGCGGCCCAUUGUGUCGACCAGAAAAAGGCGGUGCCGAUGUUGUUAUUAUCGAUGACCCCCAAAUGCCAUGUCUCAUCCCGCUAAUCAAGAAACUCACCCCAUCACGGCCGGUCUUCUACAGAUCGCAUAUCCAAAUUAGAACGGAUCUAAUUGAUGUAGUGGGCUCUCCUCAGGCAGAUAUUUGGGAUUUUCUCUGGAAAAAUAUUAAACAAGCCGAUCUGUUUAUUAGUCACCCGAUUCCUUCAUUUGUGCCUCACAAUGUGCCUCGAGAGAAAGUCCUCUAUUUACCUGCAACAACUGAUUGGCUUGAUGGCCUGAAUAAGCCAAUGGAGAUCUGGGAUGUCGGCUAUUAUGGCCAUCUAUAUAACAUCAACUGUCGCUCGCAGCGUAUGACAGAGCUGCAGUGGCCAACGAGAAAAUAUUUUAUCCAAGUAUCUCGAUUCGAUCCCGCCAAGGGUAUGCCGACUGUGGUGGAUGCGUAUGCGUGUUUUCGGGAGCAGCUUGAAAAAUACCAUGCUACCGAUAUUCCUCAGCUUGUCAUCUGUGGGAAUGCCUCUGUCGAUGAUCCCGAUGGCACCAUUAUUUACGAACAAGUCAUGACACAGCUAGAAACGCGAUAUCCUCACCUUAUGAGCGACGUUAGCGUAAUGCGCCUUGAUCCUUGCGACCAGCUCCUAAAUUGUCUCAUGGCCAACGCCCACGUCGUUUUGCAGCUUUCAACCUACGAGGGCUUCGAGAUAAAAGUUUCUGAGGCACUGCACGCUGGCCGUCCCGUCAUCGCUACAAACGCUGGUGGCAUACCUCUUCAGGUGAAGGACAAGGUCAAUGGAUAUCUUGUUCAGCCGGGAGAUUGGAAAACCGUUGCUGAGCACUUGUUGGAAUUAUUUACGGAUCACAAGCUGCACGAUCGAAUGUCAUAUGCCGCAAGAACAGGUGUUAGUGACGAGGUAGGAACGGUAGGAAACGCCAUUUCGUGGUAUUAUUUGGCGACAAAGUGGUCGCACAGAGGCCCAAAGCUUGAAUUGCUGGGAAAUGCGCAGUGGGUUAAUGACAUGGCCCGAAAUGAAGCUGGUCAGCCAUAUGCAGAGGGCGAAAAUCGCUUGCCGCGUAACUUUGCCGUUGCUGGAAAAUAG
This is a messenger RNA of Trichoderma atroviride IMI 206040, 2070 nucleotides long. The record is from RefSeq and is a predicted model, not a curated record. NCBI's taxonomy places the organism in Eukaryota, Fungi, Ascomycota, Sordariomycetes, Hypocreales, Hypocreaceae.